CAGGCUCAGGGAAGGGCAGCCAUCUGAGAAAUAGUAGCUAAUGAUUAAAUGCAGAGUAGCGGCCUUUGAUAAAGAAAGUAACACUCUGCAACACGACUAAAUGAAACCAGGACUGCAUAUGUCGACAACUACCUUAGCACGUGACACAUUGAGAAGGUGAGAAAUGACACCAGUUAGAUGUUUUAACCAGUUUGUGUUCCUCUGUGACGAACAUACGGGCUUUAUUAUCUCUAGUUGUGCAAUAAGAAUAUUAACAAUCGAUUUCACAUCAGUGAGGGGUUUUGACCUCUGCAGCUGCUGACCACAGUUUCAGCUUGUAUCUAAAUAUAAGCAGUGUGUCACAGACAUGCACCUGACGUCUCUGCAGCGCUAUUGGCUGUCCCUACUGCACUUUCUCAGUCAUCAGUUUCUUUCCAUGUUGCUAGACUUUAGGAAGAGGAAGUGAGAAGGGCUGCUGAAAGCCCCAUGAUGUACUCUGCAAGCUUCACAGAGCUAUGAGAAGGGGAAGUACGAACAGCAGACGAGCUCGACAAGCACACGCCUGAAAACAGAGACGAUAGCAGAUAUCAUUUUCUCCAAAUAGGUCUGAUCAGAGGAGUUGCAAGAUGGCUCACAGCUGCCUCAAGUGUUUAAAGUACACCAUGUGUGUCGCCAACUUGCUUUGUUUUAUCUGCGGUGUGGCCGUUUUGGCCUUCGGCGUCAUCAUGAUGGUGAGUUCAAAUUAUGCUGCUCUCACCCCCUCACUGGCCAGCUUCAACAUAGCCAACAUCCUCCUGAUCACCGGCAUCAUCAUCACCUGCGUGUCCUUCCUGGGAUUUCUCGGCGCACUCAAGGAGAACCGCUGUCUCCUCCUAUCGUUUUUCCUGAUGCUCUUCCUCAUGAUGCUCUUGGAACUGACAGCAGCAUGUCUGCUACUUGUAUACGAGGGAGAAAUUACUGAAAGAGUGAAGACCGAUCUGAUAAAGGGCUUGAAUGAUGCAAAAGGAAAUUCAACACAUUCAAAACAAAGUGACUGGGAUAAUAUUCAAGAAAAACUUGACUGCUGUGGAAUCAAUAAUGUAACAGAUUGGGGAAACAACGUGCCAGAAUCCUGCUGUAUUCCUGAGGACCCCUCUUGUAAAAGUCAUAAAUACAGGCAAACGGGUUGUUUGUCAAAGGUGACAAAUUUUUUUGAGAAGAAUUUCCUAACCAUUGGGGUCUCUGUCAUUGUCCUCUGUAUGAUUGAGGUUUUGGGAAUGUGCUUUGCCAUGACACUGUUCUGCCACAUUAGCAGAUCUGGACUGGGCUACAAGUUCUGAAUACCUUCAAACAUGAUCUUCCCAUUUUACAGUAAAUAUCACUGUAAAGUUCUUUAGGAACUAGAGGGAAAGUUUCUGGAAAAGCUUACUUAAAAUGAGAAAACUAUUUUUCUAAACUCUUGCCUAAAGCUUAAACCUGUUUAUGUACCUGAAUAUAAAGUAUAACUGUAAAUUCUGGCACCUUUGACCUUCAGUGCACUACUCCAUUUCAGGUGAAGCUGUGUGCUGAGUUCAGUUUUGUACAGAACUUGCUUGGUGCCAAGUUUAUCUUAAGGUCUGUCAACUUUUUAAAACAGUUUCUGUAAAAUAUUACCUUUGUACUAGUCUUUAAUAAACUACUUACUUACAA
Molecule: messenger RNA, 1647 nt
Organism: Haplochromis burtoni (Burton's mouthbrooder)
Lineage: Eukaryota; Metazoa; Chordata; Actinopteri; Cichliformes; Cichlidae
Product: leukocyte surface antigen CD53
Exons: 8
Coding region: 606-1298 (230 amino acids)
Cellular component (GO): membrane
Source: RefSeq, a predicted model, not a curated record